GGCGGCGGCGGCGGCGGUAGUAGUAGUGGUGGUGGUAGUGGUGGUGGUGGUGGUGGUAGUGGUGGUGGUAGUAGGAGAACGGAAUUGCCGUGUCGCGAGCGGCCAAACGAGUUAGCGCGUGUGCGUGCAUCGUGCGCGCGUACGCUCUCCUUCGAGGCUUGCGCGCGAGCGCGCGAGCGCGUGUGUCGGUGGUAUCCCCCCGCGCGCGCAUCCAAGGAAUUCACGAUCGAGCAACACGGAGGGACUCCCAGCAAAUGUUUAAAUGGACGCAUCGUCCAUUAUCACCCAAGUGUCGCGGGAUGACGAGCUAGGCCAGUUUAAUAACGAGAAAGGCCAAAAAAUAUUUCCACAUUUUGUCAAUAUUACAUUUGUGUAUGCUUCUAAUUACAAGUUAUUUCCAAACAACCCAAUUGCCACGCGAGAAUGAAGCGGCCAGCAACGGUCCCACAGGUGGCAAGAAACCAAGAGGGCGUGGACUCUUGCGUUCUCUGCUUUGUUGUCUUGGUAGAGGACGAGGAAGUAGUUCAAAAAGUUCCAAAACAAGUUCGCUACAAGGAGAUGGACGGGGUUCACCGCCACCAGGAACUGGGUCCCCACGGUAUCUUUUACCGCCUGUCAGACAUCAGGAUAUGCAUAAAAAAUGCAUGGUGAUCGAUUUGGAUGAGACACUUGUGCACAGUUCUUUCAAACCGAUCAACAAUGCGGAUUUUGUUGUUCCUGUAGAAAUUGAUGGAACAGUACACCAAGUGUAUGUCUUAAAGAGGCCUUAUGUGGAUGAAUUUUUGCAGAGGAUGGGAGAACUAUACGAAUGUGUAUUGUUCACAGCAAGUUUAGCUAAGUAUGCUGAUCCUGUAGCCGAUCUACUAGACAGAUGGGGAGUAUUUAGAGCAAGAUUAUUCAGAGAGUCGUGCGUCUUUCAUAGAGGAAAUUAUGUUAAAGAUUUAAAUAAGCUGGGAAGAGAUCUACAACAAAUUAUUAUUGUCGAUAAUAGCCCUGCCAGCUAUAUCUUUCAUCCUGAUAAUGCGGUUCCAGUGACAUCCUGGUUUGAUGACAUGACGGACUCAGAACUAUUAGAUUUAAUUCCAUUCUUUGAGAAACUUAGUAGCGUGGAGAACAUUUAUACAGUUUUGUGCAACAGCAAUCAUCCAUAUAAUCAAGUAUCAACUACGGUACAAAAUAGUCCCAGUCCUGGAUCAGGUUCGCUUGGUGCUUCCUAGCCCCACCUAUGUUCUGGUCAAGUGACCAGUCUUGUUAUCACUCGAUGUGCAUUAAGGAGGAUCUUAAUUGAUUUGUCCAAUGCUAAUCACUUAUUGUGCUGCGAUGGAUAAUCGGGUAUGCCCAGUUAGAUAUUUUAUCUAAGGCCAAAAGUACCCGUGUUAGUCUGGGUGGAUAUUUCUGCGUAUCGUUUCCCUGUUAUAAUAGUGCAACAUUAACCGCACUCUGCUUUGUUGUUGCCUUCAAAUUUUCUUCCUAAUAAGCAGCAACGCGAUGAAGAACUAACGUUAGAAAAAAGAGAGAGAGAGAAAGAGAGAGAGAGAGAGAGAAAGAGAGAGAGAGAGAGAGAAAGAGAGAGAGAGAGAGAGAAAGAGAGAGAGAGAGAGAGAGAGAGAGAAAUAAUAGGUACAGACAGAACGAUGAAGAAUGAUUAAAAAAAAUACGUGUACCGAUUAACUUCUGUUACAUUUCGAUUCAAAGGGUUUUUUCGACGACAUAAAGUUUUUUCGACGAUGAUCGAACGAAAAGAAUAAAUCGAUAAGCGCUUCGGUAUAAUUAGUUAGAUCAAAGUACGUGAAUGCGUGCUUUAUAUCUUUGAUACAGACGAAAGUGGGAAAAAAAAACAAACAAAAAAGAAAAAAAAAAAGAUGAAUGAUAUAUUUCUUGUUGUAUUAGAGCACGCAAAUUUUGUGCUAUUGCAUGAUAUUUACUUGCUGAAUACCUCAACGGAUUAAUCUUAAAAGUCCUGAACUAAAUCCAGAAUAUAAAUCGCACAGAGUCAUACAAGAAAUUAUCAAUUGAUAAGUAUGAGUCGUUUGAUGGGUCGUUCGGUGUUCAACAUUUUUUUCAUCAUUUUAUUUGGACCAAUUUGUUUACUGAUUUGCAUUUCAUUUGCUGGCAUUACAAAUAUGUACAUCGCAUCAUAACUUCGAGUUCGUAUAGUAAUUUUUUUUUUAGCAUUUUCCCCAUAGGAUCAAUGAUAUAUAUAUGUAUAUAUAUAUAAUAUUACGAUCGUUACUCGACGUAAUAUUGAAUAUUAAAAAACAAAAACAAAAA
Messenger RNA from Vespa mandarinia (Asian giant hornet), 2271 nucleotides. RefSeq names its product CTD small phosphatase herzog (gene hzg). The record is from RefSeq and is a predicted model, not a curated record. NCBI's taxonomy places the organism in Eukaryota, Metazoa, Arthropoda, Insecta, Hymenoptera, Vespidae. Gene Ontology annotation, molecular function: RNA polymerase II CTD heptapeptide repeat phosphatase activity.